Messenger RNA from Ziziphus jujuba (common jujube), 1749 nucleotides. RefSeq names its product auxin-responsive protein IAA11. Lineage: Eukaryota; Viridiplantae; Streptophyta; Magnoliopsida; Rosales; Rhamnaceae. Gene Ontology annotation, biological process: regulation of DNA-templated transcription. The record is from RefSeq and is a predicted model, not a curated record. The transcript has 5 exons. Bases 347 to 1318 code for a protein of 323 amino acids. Gene Ontology annotation, cellular component: nucleus. Gene Ontology annotation, molecular function: protein binding.
CAUCAUCUCUCUCUCUCUCUCUCUCUCUCUCUCUCAUCUCUUCCAUUUCCAUUUUUCCCCACCACACCAAACCUAGCUUUCCUUUUCUCUUUCGCUUGCUUUCCCAACAGUACACCCACCAAACCAGAAAUAUAAAAUAAAAUAAAAAAUGGGAAAAAGGCCCUCCUUUUCCUUUUGCUCUUUCCUCGGUCUAAUCAACUUUGCUUCAAAUUAACCCUCCCUUAAACCCAGCCCCCCCCUUCACACCUUCCGCUUUCUUAUAACCUUUUUUCCUCUUCUUCUUGCUAAUAUACUUUCUGGGUCUGAUUCUUUUUGUUGAAUUCUAGCACAGAAAACGAUAAAAGAAAUGCAGGGUGUUAUGGGUGAUGGUGGAGGAGUAGUAUCUGGAGGAGGUUCAGCAAGUGGGUCUAUGUCUACGGUCUCCAGAGAUGACAAUUUGGUCCUCUCUUCUGAGGAUUCGUCGAGCCCAGAUGAGUCUGAGCUUGAACUUGCUCUUGGAUUGAGCAUUGGUUGUGCUUCUGGUGGUUUAACGAAGUUCCAGCAAACUCUAAGGUGUCAAUAUGCUAGGUUCUUGACGGCUAAGGAUUUCCCUCCGCUGGUUUCUUCAGCUUCAUCUUCCUCAUCAUCAUCAUCAUUAUCGGCGUCGUCUUCUUCCAGCUCAUCUUCAUCUUCCUUGAGCAGAGCUAAUGUUACAGCCGGGACAAAGAGAAGUGCUGAUUCUGUGGCAGUCCCUAAUGGUUCCAGUCAAGUUGUGGGAUGGCCUCCACUCAGAGCUCACAGAAUGAAUAGCUUGGUUAACCAUGUAAAAUCACCAACCGCUGAAGAAUUCAACUCGGUAGGUGAAAAAAGUAGAUGCACAAAUGCCAUGAGUGCCAGGGCUGACAAUGGGUGUGACAAGAAGAAUGGAAAUUACAUGGAGAAAGGACACAAAUCCCUUUUUGUGAAGGUGAACAUGGAUGGAAUCCCAAUUGGGCGGAAGGUUGAUCUGAGUGCUCAUAAUGGCUACGAAGCCUUGGCAAGGACAUUGGAGGAUAUGUUCCAUGGACCCACACCACUAGUCAACUCUUUGCGAUCAAAUGGGGAGAAACAUGAUACUGUGGUAAGAGCAACAGGACCUUCAAGGCUGCUGGAUGGUUCUUCUGAAUUUGUGCUCACUUAUGAAGACAAAGAAGGAGAUUGGAUGCUUGUUGGAGAUGUUCCUUGGAGGAUGUUUCUUAGCUCUGUGAAGAGGCUCAGAAUUAUGAAGACAUCCGAGGCAAAUGGACUUUCUCCGAGGCUACAAGAAAAGAGCAGAAGGCAAAGAUGCAAACCAAUCUAGAUGCUACCAAGAUGAGAACAAAUGCGUAAAAGGCGGUAUCUAAAAAAGUGAUACCCUUAUGAGUGAAUUUAAAAAAAAAAAAAGAAAAAAAAAGAAAAGGGUCGGCAGCUCUUCUGUUCAGCUUGGUUGCCAUUUCUGGUAAUUUUCAUUUUUUUUUUUUUUUAAAUUCUUGCUACUCUUUGGAUGGGAAUAUCUCCCUGCUUUCAAGAACCAAUCAUAUUAGCUUCGAGUCUCAGUAACUAAUAUACACUCUGCAUAUGCUGUGGCGAAUGCCUGUUUGUUUAUGUUGUAAAUAUGGGGAUGCACAUUUGAUUUUGUACUCUCUACACACCUUAUGGGCUCCCCCAAAAAAUAAUAACAAUAAUGGAGAGGAAUGGUGUGAUAUUAUGUAUUUUAAACCUUAGAAGUACAAUGGUUGGCACGUUUUCCCA